GUGCGGCGGCGGACGAGGGCCGCGUUCGGGCGUGUUCGCCGUGGCCGGAGGUCGUGCCGGAGUUCGUGCCGCUCAGCGUCGGAGCUGAGGAGAGCGGCGGGCUGCGUGCGCCCGGGCAUGGCCGGCCCAUCCGUCCCGCUGCGAUUUUAGUUACUGGAACUCGCACGGCAACGGGUUACAUAAGCGAGCGGCGUUCCAGUUCAACGUCGGUCCGAUCCUACGCUUUCGGUCACUUAACGUGGCGGUACUUAACGCGCUGUGGGAGCUGAUCGAGGCCACUUCCUCUGCGGCUCUCCGGUCGUUCUGGAAGCCUCCGGUGCCGGGGCUGGAAGGGGAGUGUUGGUCUGGGACAGUGCCGGGGGUGCCUGGGCAGAGAUGUGAGCACAGGGACCUGGGCAGUGCGGGGCUGCGGGGUGCUGUGCCUGUCUCGGGGCCACCUGGCAGACCAGCAGAGCUCCUUCCUUGGAACAGUGCUUGCUUUGCUUGCUGUUCAUGGUCGGUGCUUCAGCAAGAGAAAUGGAGCGUGCUGUCCCUUGGUGAACGUUGGUUGCUCAUGGGCGGGCUGUUUGUGUUACUCCUCGGAGGUGAGGAACCUGAGGCAGGAUGGGCUGUGUUGGGUUGCAGGGCUCUCACUAGUGGGGAAGCAGUGAGAAGUGGUGCACAGAGCUCGGCAAAGUGCUGAGAGUGCAGUAGAAAUGGUGCUGCAAACAAAAAGCUUCGGUCAGGGCUGUGAUGGGGAGACCAGCUGCUCGUCUGGCAGCCUGGGUGCUCUGAGAGUUAGCUGGAGUUGGGCUGCAGGUGGAGGAGUGCUGUGGUGCCACGCUCAGCUGCCUACCAGUGUCUGCUCACACCUGGGCUGUGCUGAGCUGUGUGGGACUGUCCAUCCCACCUGCUGUUGUCCUGUCUGCAGGAGCUGCAACAAUGUUGGCCCUGUCCUGAUCAGUGGCUCCGGCCUCUGCUGUUGCACCUGGUGACAGGAACAAAAGGCUGUGCAGUGUGGAUUAAGUGGAAAUAAUCCCAGCAGGCUUGUAUACAAAGAAGCAAUGGAAAGGAAAGCUUCAGCUUAGGCAUUUUUGGAGGAUGCUAUCAGUCUCAAUACGCCAGUGCACGUGUCUGCAUCUUGCCACUGGUGUUUGUGCCUGGUGCGUUGGAUUUUACUCCCUACCCCAGACCAUGCAUGAGGCUUUCUGCAGAGUUCUUGGACAACACAAGGAUGAGAACUUCAGGAACAAGCAGCAAAUCCCAGGAAUGAACAAACCUCUGAUGCCCUGGAGCUGCUGUUACAUGAAGCGAUGUCUGGCACGCUGAGCCCCUCUGGGCUGGAAGUGGAGUUGAAUGACCUGGCACGUGAUCCUCCAGCACAGUGUUCAGCAGGGCCUGUUGGUGAUGACAUGUUCCAUUGGCAAGCUACAAUAAUGGGACCAAAUGACAGUCCCUAUCAAGGUGGAGUAUUUUUCUUGACAAUUCACUUCCCAACAGAUUAUCCCUUCAAACCACCUAAGGUUGCAUUUACAACAAGAAUCUAUCAUCCAAAUAUUAACAGUAAUGGCAGCAUUUGUCUUGAUAUUCUACGAUCACAGUGGUCCCCAGCACUAACUAUUUCAAAAGUACUUUUGUCCAUCUGUUCUCUGUUGUGUGAUCCCAAUCCAGAUGAUCCUUUAGUGCCUGAGAUUGCACGGAUCUACAAAACAGAUAGAGAAAAGUACAACAGAAUAGCUCGGGAAUGGACUCAGAAGUAUGCGAUGUAAUUAAAGAAAUUAUUGGAUAACCUCUACAAAUAAAGAUAGGGGAACUCUGAAAGAGAAAGUCCUUUUGAUUUCCAUUUGACUGCUUUCUAUGAGCCCACGCCUCAUCUUCCCCUGUGCACAUGUUUACCUGAUACAGCAGUGCUGCGUGUUGUACAUACUUGGAACAACAAAAUAGAAAUACUGUAUUUCCCCGUACCAACAUUGACUCCUAGCAGAGAAGUGUGUGUGUGAAAAGCUGGUUCUUCAGUCAUAACUUUGUGAGCCUAAAAGCAUUCCUUGUUCGUUUAAAUUGGGUAAUAAAAUGUGAAUGGGAGAGUUACGGUGGAUUUAAUAUUUCUGGGGGCAGAGUUGUUGAUCCAUGAAGGAUUUUAAGUGGAAUCCUUUUAAACUCAUAACAGUUAUGAAAAACAAGGUGAAGAACUUGAAGCCGUUUCUGUAUUCAUUUUAUUCUGAAGGACCUACACCUUAGGUAAAUGUUCUGACCAAUGAAUUGAACCGUGCCCACAUCCUGUGCUGAAGGUCUGAGUUUAACUGGUCAACAUUUAAAUGGAUCGGAGCUAUUAGUGCAUCAAGUGAUGUUGAUUUGUUUCAACUCUCUCCCCUCCUUCAUGCUCUUUUUGGUUUGUAUGUGGUUUCUCAGUUAAUACAUAGCUAAUAGCUCUUAUUUUUCUUAAGUUUUUUAACUGCUUAGGUCUUUCUGGAUGUAAGGGUAAAAAUCCAUUUGACAGAAAACUUGUGUAUAUUUAAAAACCCAACUGCUCCCCUGGAGCUUGUACGUUCAAGAAUGAUUAAUCUGUGUAAUAAACUGAUUACUACAGUCAUUACAUAUAACUUUGUGUGAAUAGGCUUUUAAUUAUUAAGAGCAGUUUGUUACAGGCUGAAACUAACGAUGGAUUUCUCUAGAACUCCUGCAUUCACAAACGGUUGCAUUUGAAAAUCAUGAAGCAGUUUGGUUUGCAUCACACAAGGCUAUGCACCCGAAUGAGGCAGACGUGAGCUGGAGCUCUCACACCAGAGCAGGAUGUGUAUUGUGCCAGGAACCUGACUGUUAAAACCAAAUAAGCAGCUUACUUAAAGAGAAUCAGUGACAUUUUACAGAGCCUAAUGGUAUUAUUCCCACUUGCAUGGGACCUAACACAAUGCAUAUGUACUGUAGGUAAAUGAAACCUUAUGUAAUUAAGAUAAUGGAUGUAAAAGGGUAUUAAAAAAAAAAAAAAAAACAAACUACCAAACACAUCAGCACAAACUUUCAUAAAAUGUAGCUUUUACAUAAUUACUUUGCACUAAACAUUUGCAAAUGUUCAUACACUUUUAAAUUGUA
Molecule: messenger RNA, 3069 nt
Organism: Phasianus colchicus (ring-necked pheasant)
Lineage: Eukaryota; Metazoa; Chordata; Aves; Galliformes; Phasianidae
Gene: UBE2D2
Product: ubiquitin conjugating enzyme E2 D2
Source: RefSeq, a predicted model, not a curated record